Messenger RNA from Apiotrichum porosum, 2382 nucleotides. RefSeq lists its product as uncharacterized. The record is from RefSeq and is a predicted model, not a curated record. The coding region runs from base 1 to 2382 and encodes 793 amino acids. Lineage: Eukaryota; Fungi; Basidiomycota; Tremellomycetes; Trichosporonales; Trichosporonaceae. Gene Ontology annotation, molecular function: protein binding; zinc ion binding; cysteine-type deubiquitinase activity. Gene Ontology annotation, biological process: protein deubiquitination. The transcript is spliced from 12 exons.
AUGGCCUGCACACACAUCGAAGAGCUGGCUCCAAGGCUCAAGUCUCCUACGGCAUCCCAGCACGUCCACAGGGAAGAAUGCACGUUGUGCUUUGAUGGACAGGACGGCCCCGAUGGCGUUCUCGUCUGCCUGCAGUGCUUCAACGGCGGAUGUGUCGGCGACGACCGCAAGCACGCAUUCUUGCACUAUGAGAAGCUCUCGCACCCGCUCGCGCUCGUCGUGAAGCGCACGCGCCGCGAGCAGAAGAAACGCGACGAGUCUGAGCCCCCGCUCAAGAAGCUCGCCAUCACGGCACCAUCAGACAACGAGACGUACGAGUACACCACGUCGCUGCGGUGCUUCCGUUGUUCGCCGCUGGGCGAGGCUGUCCGGUCCGACCACCCUAAUGUCGUGGCCACUACCACCGGCAUCAUGAACUCGCUCUCGUCUGCACAGCAGUCCGAGGUCAAGGCUUGGGAGGAGGAGAUUACCCCCUGCGAGCACACCCUCACUCUCGAGCAGAUUCCGCUCGUCGUCCCCGGUCAAGUACCCACCCAGUGCACCGAGUGCGACCUCAAGGAGAACCUCUGGCUCUGCCUUACCUGUGGCUUUGCCAACUGCGGUCGCCAGCAGUGGGGCGGCACGGGCGGAAACGGCCACGCGCUGCAGCACUUCAAGGACACCGGCCACGCUGUUGGCGUAAAGCUCGGAACCAUCACCCCGGAGGGCACUGCAGACAUCUAUUGCUACAGCUGUGACGACGCCAAGGUCGACCCCGACCUCGCUCGCCACCUCAAGACGUUCGGGAUUGCCGUCAUGGACCAGACCAAGACUGAAAAGUCGAUGACUGAGCUGCAACUCGAGCAAAACCUCAAGUACGACUUUUCGAUGACCGACGAGGGAGGCAAGGAGCUCCAGCCCGUGUUUGGCGUCGGCCUCACCGGCCUCAAGAACCUGGGUAACAGCUGCUACAUGGCCUCGGUCAUGCAGGCGCUCUUCGCGGAGACCACCUUCCGCGAGCGCUACUACACGGACGAGGCCAUGGCCCACGUCCAGACCUGCGACAAGGCCCUGCCUGCCGACUGCCUCGAGUGCCAGAUGCUCAAGCUCGCUGACGGUCUCAUCUCUGGCCGUUACUCUACCCCCGCCAAGGCUCCCCCUAUCGCCACUUCCGACUUUGAGGUCGCCGAAACUCCCAAGUUCCAGGACGGUAUCCGUCCAGCCCAGUUCAAGGCUCUGAUCGGAAAGGGCCACGCCGAGUUUUCCACCAUGCAGCAGCAGGACUCGGAAGAGUUUCUUCAGCAUCUCAUUGAGCGUCUCCGCCAGGAGGCAAAGUAUCUGGGACGCUCGGAGAACAUUGAGGCUACCAACGCGCUCAGGUUCGGCAUGGAGCAGCGUCUCGAGUGUACCGAGUGCCACCGUGUAGGCUACAAGGUAGACGCGGUGGACCUGGCCAGCCUCCCCGUUGACGCCGUUGAGGAAGGCGUCACCGAGGACGGCAAGAAACUCUACAAGGGUGUGACGCUCGAGUCGUGUAUCGAGUCGCUGGCCGCUCCUGAGCAGCUGGACGACUACGCCUGCGGUAACUGCAACAAGCGUGUCAAGGCUGUCAAGACCACCACGUUCAAGACCUUCCCUCAGCUUCUCGUUUUGCACAUGCGCAAGUUCCAGCUCGUCAACUGGCUCCCUACCAAGCUUGACGUCCCCGUCAAUGUGCCCGAGACCCUCACCCUCGACGGCGUCUGGGGCAAGGGACGCCAGCCCGGCGAGGCGGAGCUGGACACGGAUGCUCCCCAGCAGCCCGAGUUCAACGCCGCCGCCAUGGCCCAGCUCGAGGCCAUGGGCUUCCCAGCUGUCCGCUGCCAGAAGGCGCUGCUCGCCACGGGUAACAGCGACGCCGAUGCUGCCACCGGAUGGCUCUUUGAGCACAUGGAUGAUCCUGACAUUGACGCGCCCAUCUCCACUGGCGGUGGUGCUCCCGAACCCAACCCGGACCAGAUUGUCAUGAUCUCCGAGAUGGGCUUCACCCCGGCCCAGGCUCGUAAGGCCCUCCGCGAAUCUAGCGGCAACACCGAACAGGCCAUUGAGUGGCUAUUCUCGCACCCGGACGACGACGGCGAGGAGACCGCUCCGGCCCCCGCGUCGGAUGCCACCCCAAACGUCGGCGGCACCCCGCCGCCGGCAAAGUACCGCCUCAAGUCGUUCAUCUCGCACAAGGGCCCCUCGGUCCACUCGGGCCACUACGUCGCCACCGUUCGCCAACCCCAGGCCGGUCUCGCCGGCGGCAACGAGACGCCCGACGACUGGGUGCUGUUCAAUGACGAAAAGGUCGCGGCGGCGGCGGCGCGCGGAGGCGACGACCUGCGCUCGCUGGCGUAUCUGUACAUUUACGAGCGUGUUUAA